CACUCUUAAAUGGAAGCCAGCAGUGAAAAUAGGUUCAAUUUGUUGCCUCCUGGUCUCAGAUUUUGCCCAACUGAUGAAGACCUUGUGCUUCACUUUCUUUAUCAUAAGGCUUCUCUUGCCUCACCUCACCAUUCUUCCAAUUCCAUCAUUCCUCAGCUUCAACUUCAUCUCUAUAAUCCUUGGCAAUUCCAUGGGAGAGCACUUUCAAAUGGGGACAUUCAUUACUUUUUCAGCACAGUGGGAGAAAGCAAAGCAACAGAGAAUGGAUAUUGGAAAGAUGUUUUAAUGGAUGAGCCAAUCCUGUGCAGUGCCACUGGGGACGAAGUGGGUAUCAAAAAAUAUCAUAUUUUCUUUGUUGGUGAAGGAGAUGACUCGCCAACGCCCAUCCAAACCACCUGGGUUAUGCAAGAAUACCGCAUUUAUAGCUACCUUUUGGAUACCCAUGUCCACACUCCAGACACUCUACCAAAACAAGAAUCAGUUAUCUUCGUGUUCGACGUCGCAUACAUUGAUUUCUACUUUAGCCACCGUUAUUUGGCGUGACCAAUUCAUCUCGUCUAUUAGAAGCCCAACUUGAAGGUCGACGCUUGCCUCAACGUCAACCUUGGCCUUUUGUUGGUUGAGGAUAGGAAUUGACCUCAAUGUGUAUGAUCCUUUUUUUUUUUUUUUUUUUAAU
Cucurbita maxima (winter squash) is the source of this 676-nucleotide messenger RNA. Its product is annotated as NAC domain-containing protein 104-like. Bases 10 to 543 code for a protein of 177 amino acids. The transcript has 3 exons. Gene Ontology annotation, biological process: system development; regulation of DNA-templated transcription. The record is from RefSeq and is a predicted model, not a curated record. Lineage: Eukaryota; Viridiplantae; Streptophyta; Magnoliopsida; Cucurbitales; Cucurbitaceae. Gene Ontology annotation, molecular function: DNA binding.